AUGGGUUUCCAUGGUCUCAUGAUCUGGGCUAUCAAGCUCAACGUCCUAAAUCUCGAGGCCCUGAGGGCUGUAUACAAAGGCGAGCUUAUCGGGCACACCCAGGAUCCUUUCUCGCUGAUCAACUAUGCGCUCAUCAACUUUAGAGGCAAUGCCGAUGCUGGUGACUGA
Messenger RNA from Fusarium keratoplasticum, 168 nucleotides. RefSeq names its product GH18 domain-containing protein. Lineage: Eukaryota; Fungi; Ascomycota; Sordariomycetes; Hypocreales; Nectriaceae. The transcript is spliced from 2 exons. Bases 1 to 168 code for a protein of 55 amino acids. The record is from RefSeq and is a predicted model, not a curated record.